CCGCCGGGGUGGCACGGAAACGAAGCCACGACGACGAUUCAUUGAACUGUCGCUGCCGCCGGCGAUCGCCGUGGUCCUCGCCGGCUUGCCCCAUCACCGCCGCCGCGCACGACUCUGCGGCAGUGGCCUCUUCAUUCUUGCCAAAGAUUCAGGUUUUUUUUUCGGUUGUUGCAUGAGACAAGAAACAGAAAUCAGUUGAGAGGUCGGGGGAACAGGUGAGCUUCCGAUCACGGUCAACUGACACGUGGACGUGAAGCACGGCGAAGGCCAAGAACGGCAAAUCGAGGGCGGGAGUGAAGUGCGCGCGCCAACCGAUCGCCAUCUCCUCCUCCUCCUCCCAUCGCCAUGGCCUACACGGAACCCCUCCUCCUCUCCGCGCGCCACACCAACCAAACCCCACCGCGCCACCUCCGCGUUGGCCCCCGCUCCCGCUCCCGCUCCCGCCACCGCCACGCCGCCGCCGCGGACGGCCAUAUGGUUGUCGCCGUGCAGGACGACGAGACCGGCGCGCUCGUCGCCGCCGAGGGAGAUGGCGAUGGCGAUGGCGAUGGCCCCCCUGUCGCCGGGCCGGACGACCACGCCGACGCGCCCGUCGUUCGCUCCGCGCGCGGCGCGUGGGAGGUGUUCACAGCGGAGUCGCGGCGCCUGUGGGCGAUCGGCGCGCCCAUCGCCUUCAACAUCGUCUGCCUCUACGGCACCAACUCCACCACGCAGAUCUUCGCCGGCCACAUCGGCAACCGCGAGCUCUCCGCCGUCGCCAUUGGCCUCACCGUCGUCUCCAACUUCUCCUUCGGCUUCCUCCUCGGCAUGGGGAGCGCGCUGGAGACGCUGUGCGGGCAGGCGUUCGGGGCGGGGCAGGUGGCCAUGCUGGGGAUCUACAUGCAGCGCUCCUGGAUCAUCCUCACCGCCUCCGCCGCGCUGCUCUCGCCGCUCUACGCCUUCGCGGCGCCCGUCCUGCGUCUCCUCGGGCAGGAGGAGUCCAUCGCCGCCGCCGCCGGGGAGUUCACGCGGCGCAUCAUCCCGCAGAUGUUCGCGCUCGCCAUCAACUUCCCCACGCAGAAGUUCCUGCAGGCGCAGAGCAAGGUGACGGUGCUCGCCUGGAUCGGCUUCACCGCGCUCCUCGCCCACGUCGUCCUCCUCGCGCUCUUCGUCUCCGCGCUCGGCUGGGGCAUCGCCGGCGCCGCCGCGGCGUACGACGUGUCGUCCUGGCUGAUCGCGCUGGCGCAGGUGGCCUACGUCGUCGGGUGGUGCCGCGACGGCUGGACGGGGCUGUCGCGCGCGGCCUUCAACGAGCUCUGGGCCUUCCUCAAGCUCUCGCUCGCCUCCGCCAUCAUGCUCUGCCUCGAGAUAUGGUACAUGAUGGUGCUCGUCGUCCUCACCGGCCACCUCGACGACGCCGAGAUCGCUGUCGACUCCAUAUCCAUCUGCAUGAACAUAAACGGAUGGGAGGGGAUGCUGUUCAUAGGCCUCAACGCGGCCAUCAGCGUCCGCGUGUCGAAUGAGCUCGGGUCGGGGCGGCCGCGGGCGACGAUGCACGCGGUGGCGGUGGUGCUGGUGCAGUCGCUGGCGCUCGGCCUGCUGGCGAUGGUGCUCAUCCUGGCGACGCGCAACCAUUUCCCGGUCAUCUUCACCGGCGACAGGCGCCUGCAGAAGGCCGUGGCCAACAUCUCCUACCUCCUCGCCGUCACCAUGGUGCUCAACAGCAUCCAGCCCGUCAUCUCAGGCGUCGCGGUCGGCGGUGGAUGGCAGGGCGUCGUGGCGUACAUCAACCUGGCCUGUUACUACGGAUUCGGCCUCCCUCUCGGCUUCAUCUUUGGCUACCUCUUCAGAUGGGGCGUGAAGGGAAUUUGGGCUGGCAUGCUGUGUGGAACGGCAAUGCAGACAGCAGUUCUCAUGUACAUGGUAUGCCAAACUGACUGGACAGCGGAGGCAGAGCAGGCGUUGGAGAGGGUGAGAUUAUGGGGCGGGCAGCACGAGCACGAGAAGCUUCCAACGUCGGAGCAGGAUGAGACGAUCUAAUUCCUUUUUACUGGUGUUGCUUUGUUAGUUCAUAGUGAGUCUGCGAGGAAUAGUAUGAGAAGAAACGAGGAGUGUCACAGUACGCUGGGAUUUUAGGCUUUAAUUCGUCUGCAGUCACAUUGUGCAUACUGUGUCUAGGACUAGGGAUAGUUGGGAUGAUAAAAAGAUUAAUACAUUCAGGCUCAGAGUGGUUUCAUAGCUGAUAUGCUUUCUGACAAAAUCAGUCAUGCUUGUUCGACCUUUGCACUGGAAUGGAACUGCUUGUUCAAUCACAGUUUGCAACGUCAGAGCAACAAAGAACGCCAUCGGUGCUUGCAAUGCACAUGCACGCCAUGGGCGUUGACACAUGCAACAGUUAUAUAGGGAAUGAACAAAAAAUGACUGAAAAAAAAAUUAAUGUCAGAAGUGGGAUUUGAACCCACGCCCUCGUUAGAGGACCAGAACUUGAGUCUGGCGCCUUAGACCACUCGGCCAUCCUGACCUAUAUGUAUUUCUAAUUUUUUUUUCUAUUAAUAAUUACUAGGAAAUGGCAGUAUU
This is a messenger RNA of Oryza brachyantha (malo sina), 2556 nucleotides long. RefSeq names its product protein DETOXIFICATION 35-like. The transcript has 7 exons. NCBI's taxonomy places the organism in Eukaryota, Viridiplantae, Streptophyta, Magnoliopsida, Poales, Poaceae. Gene Ontology annotation, biological process: xenobiotic detoxification by transmembrane export across the plasma membrane. Gene Ontology annotation, cellular component: membrane. Bases 346 to 2019 code for a protein of 557 amino acids. Gene Ontology annotation, molecular function: antiporter activity; xenobiotic transmembrane transporter activity. The record is from RefSeq and is a predicted model, not a curated record.